Messenger RNA from Pomacea canaliculata, 7445 nucleotides. RefSeq names its product signal peptide, CUB and EGF-like domain-containing protein 2. Gene Ontology annotation, cellular component: cell surface. The transcript is spliced from 25 exons. Bases 2006 to 5302 code for a protein of 1098 amino acids. Gene Ontology annotation, biological process: signal transduction. NCBI's taxonomy places the organism in Eukaryota, Metazoa, Mollusca, Gastropoda, Architaenioglossa, Ampullariidae. Gene Ontology annotation, molecular function: calcium ion binding. The record is from RefSeq and is a predicted model, not a curated record.
GGCUAGGGGACAGACAGGGGUGGCUGCAUACCCUCGCUCUUUUUGUGAAAGACGGGAUCUUUGCCUUUGCCUGCCAGCACUAGAUGCAAGUGGCCACACGUCGCAUGGGGUGUGAACACAGGCCAAAGGUCUGCAAAACCUUUUCGCUGGCGGGGACCAGCGAAAUCUUUCUGAUCUUUUCAGUCGACGGGACUUCAAGCAGCGAAAAACAGUGUUGCCACUUGCAUGCCGGUAGCUGAGGACGGAACUUCCGGCCGUUACCUUCCAACUUCCCCUCCUCCCCCCUUCCUUGCAUGCCCUCCGUGACUCUCCAGCAAGGGAGAGUCGUAUUCACUGUUUGACUAACGGCUAGUGAUGGCUCUGUGCAGAUAAGACGCUGUCGAUGAUAAAGCUUCGAGAACAAGAAGCGAUGAAACGCCGGCUCCAUCUCACCCCUCGCGGCAAGAGUGUAACAGACAGGGUGGGGCGCCUCCGUCGGGUGGAUGAUACUGGGCUGGGCCUAGAUUUUGGGCGAUAGUGAGAAGUUAUACACGCGGUCAGUGAGUGGUCAGUGAGCAUGACAAUCAGUGCACGACGACAAGUCAUCCCCUCCCCCUCGUGCCCCCAUCGCGGAGGAUAGGAGGAGGAAAACUAUAGAAGCGCGACGAAGCUCAGUGGCCGGCCGUCCAGCCAGACUUUCACGGCCAAGGCACAAGAAGAAUGGACAGUCGUUUGCUCCAGUGUCGUCCGUGAUAUGUUUUUGUCGGAACUGCACGAUUCAGCUGAGUGCUUCCAGAAAAUAGUUUGCAUCCUCGGACAUUCUUCUGUCUCCUGUGAAGUGUGAGAACACCGAGCAGCGGGGAUAAUCUCAUCAUCAACGUAUUCACGUUCACUCGGGCGCAUCUAUAAAUGUACCUCCGUCUGUUCCAGGGAGAUACCUCGUUCUGUUCUGCAUUUUGUGUGUCUGUGUGAUCAUAAACAGGAUGCAGACCUGCAAACGGCAAGGUGUGCAAAGGGGAGUAACUCAGGAGCACAUAAUGGAUGAAACGCGGGAUUUUUUGUUUUGGUCAUGAAUUAUUUUUUCCCCUCGAUGUUCGCAAGGUAAAUACUGAAGAAGAAAAGAUUUGAAUAACUAAGCCUACAAGCUGCAACAAAGCCUGGUUAUAAAACAUCCUUCACCAUUGCAUAGAAUAAUGGUGGGCUGUGAGCAGGAGCAGACUUGAUGUGAUUACCGCCUCACUUCGGACAUUUGUGUGGACAAGCAAUUGUAGUCUGACAGAUGAACUUCAGUCUGACAGCUGCACAGCAUUCUGGUGGCCUGAUUGUUUCUCCGCCAGGCUGACCCGUGCGCCACCAGGAAGCCGCAGCAUCACACCUUGGUCCCGCCCACUGGCCGCAAACCGCACGAGAAAGAAAAAAAAAAUCUCAUUCUCAAACGAACACUUUUCGGACAAGUGCGAAGACUGCACUCCGGGGCCACUCAGGGUAACCGAACCAUCCUGCCCGUCCCAACCCCACCUACAUCUCCCCCCUCACCCCCCGACCGUCUGCGGAGUCAUUCAGAACAACCACCUCAUCUGUCCGUAUCCCCCCAACUCCCACCGACCCUCUCUCCCUGGUGGAGUGGAUCAAAUGGAUGCUGUUUCUUCUGCCGACCGUUAGCAGGGACAGGGCACGACAGCAUCUGCUGCCGACUACUGCGGUCGUCGUUGGUGAUUUAGGUGUCGUUACAGUUUUACCGCUGAUAUCUGUGGUCUUGGUUCUCCAGCCAUGUGGAUACUUGUGAUGCUGGUCGUCAUGGCAGGCGUGGCUGUGGAGUGUCGAGCGACUAAAGACGACCACGUGGUCGUGGACCUUCGUUACGGCGUGGUGACCGGCUACAGCCCCUACAUCUCCUUCGUGCGCACGCCCACACCGCCAGGUGGCGCCACGUCAGCGCAGGCGGCGGGUCAGCGGUGCUCCAGUCAGGCUGUCCUCAAGGUAGUCGUCACGGACCCCAACAAGGGGAUGACCCUGGUGCUGGACUAUGGCGAGUCGCCCCGCCUGUGGACGCUGGUCAUCUCGGACUCCCUCGCCCGUGACGACAGCAACAGCAGCGCCACCUACUACACAGCCGAAGCUCACAUACACAACCGGCAGCUCCGUGUCUAUGGCAACAGCUUCCCUGGUCACUCGGAUUCCUCCGUCGGAGGGCGCCACCUUCAUGCACGUCACUGACGACGUGGUCAAGAAAGGCUCGCGGCUGCAGGUGGACGUCAGCGCGGAGCGUGUGGAGGUGCUGACGCCGCGCGGGGUGGCGCUGCAGGAGAUGGAGUCGCCGUUCCUACUCAACGUCAGCGGACGUCAACCGCAGGCCGAGGGUGCGGGGGGCCACGACCUGUAUGUCGGCCUCAACAGGGGGGUGAACUCCCAUCAACCCUCCGGAAGCGGCCUGUGCCAAGUGGAGAUCUCCCUGUACGAGUUUGCCAAGGACUGUGAGCGGGGGACACACAACUGCCACAAGGACGCGGAAUGCCUCACCUCGCGCAAGACCUACAGGUGCAAAUGCAAGGACGGUUUCUAUGGCGACGGCAAGAUUUGCGUGGAUGACGACGAGUGUAAGUUUGAGAAUGGCGGGUGCGCACACACGUGCCACAACACCCCGGGUAAUUUCACCUGCUCGUGCUACCCUGGCUUUGUUCUCACCAACGACGGCUUGGACUGCAUCGAUCUGAACGAGUGCCUAGAGAACCGGGGUGGAUGCAGCCAGCAGUGCGUCAACACGGUGGGCAGCUACCUGUGUCGCUGUGACGCCGGCUAUUCCCUCCACGAGGACGGACGCACGUGCGUCAGCGGUACCUGGUGUCAUACGAAGCUCGGGUGCGACCAUCACUGCACCUCCACCUCCUCCCGCAAUCCCCAGUGCACGUGUCGAACCGGGUACCAGCUGGCACCUGACGGCAAAACGUGCAUCCAAACGUGCAGUAUUGGGAACGGCGGGUGUCAGCACGUGUGCAAGGACACGCCCACCGGCACCCAGUGUAGCUGCGCACCCAAGUACAUCCUUGCCAGCGACAGGGUGGCCUGCAUCGCAUCGUGUGCUGUGAAGAAUGGCGGGUGUGAGAAGAAAUGUCGAGACACACCCACGGGCCCCGUGUGCUCCUGUCCGGCGGGCUACCAGCUGCACCAGGACGGGAGGAGUUGCCUGGAUAUCGACGAGUGUCAGAAGGACAAGGGCGGGUGCAGCCACCAGUGUGUCAACAACCACGGCAGUUAUGAGUGUGUCUGUCCUUCGGGCCACAAGGUUGGGCUGGACCAGAGCACCUGCACAGACAUUGACGAGUGCGCAGUGAAAGAUUCGUGUGACCACGAGUGCACCAACCUACCUGGCUCCUACCUGUGCACGUGCAAACCUGGCUACCAGCAGUACGGCCUGACACACUGUGCAGACAUAGACGAGUGCUCCGUGCAGAAUGGAGGCUGUCAACACAACUGCACCAACACGGAGGGUAGCUACAGGUGCAGCUGUGCCCCCAACUACAAGCUGCACCCCAACGGCAGGGACUGUGUGGACGCUGACCAAUGCCUGCCCCUCCGGGAGGUGCCCAUGUCGGUCCUGCAGUGCUCUCCCCCUGACCCCCGCCGGAAACAACAACGAUGCACCCUGCGCUGCCAGCCCAAAGCCAGAUUUACCUCCCUUCCCGGAAAUGAGGUGGUGCUGACGUGCAGCUCUGCCAGCAACUACCAGUGGAGGGUGGAAGGUGCGAACACGUCCAUUCCUGCUUGUUCUGAGAAAGAGGCCGCGAUGAGCUACAAGCGACGAGCGCGACUGGCUUUCAUCGUCAAGCGAUGUGAGGUUCGCAACUCCAGCGUGGAGGAGCUCAAGACGAGUCUGGCAGCGACACUGGAAGGUCAGAAGAAGUACAGGUGUGAGAACAGCUGUCAGGUCAACUACGUCAACAUCACCUGUGGGACGCAAGUCAGCAAGCUGAAACGCCUGGUGCGUGGCACACCUGACGAGCUGGUGACGGCUGAGGUGGAGAUCCAGAUGAACUCGCACCAGCCCACAGGCAAGUGCGGAGCUAACUGCAUGGCGGCCAGGACACUCAAGCGGUUCAAGAGGUCCUUCAAGAAACUGAAGAAAGGCAUCCGUCAGAACAAGUUCGAGAUCAAGUUCGAAGCUCGGCAGUACAAGGUGCUCAGAAAAAGCUUCAACCCUGACAAGAAAGUGGAGGAGGCGUGUGAGGCUGGCUUCAUUCUUGUCAACAAGACCUGCGUGGCCUGCAGUGCUGGGACCUUCUAUGACGCGGCCAGCGGUACCUGCAGCCCCUGCCCGGCGGGUAGCUAUCAGAACAAGGAGGGAAAGCUGAACUGCAAGUCAUGUGACCAGGACUACAUCACAGGCCCACCUGGCGCCAGCAGCAGGAAGCAGUGCACAGAUCUGUGUGCCCCUGGCUAUUACUCCGCCAACGGCUCGGUGCCCUGUGUGCCCUGCCCCGCGGGCACGUUUCAGCCCCAGGCCGGCCGGACAUCGUGCACGCCGUGCGGACCUCAGCUGACCACGUCACGUGCUGCCGCCUCCUCCUUCGCCCACUGCCGUGCCAAGGAGCGCUGCCCCGCCGGCCAUUUUUACGAGGUGUCGGAGGGAGUGUGCAAGGUGUGUCCGGUCGGCACCUACCAGACGGACAGCGAACAAAACUUCUGCGUGGCCUGCCCCGGCACCACCACCACAGACAACACAGCCUCCACCAGCCCCGAGGACUGCAAAGACCGCACGUGCGGCAAGUUUGAUGGCGAGUACUUCGGUGUCAUCCAGUCACCCAACUACCCGGGUAACUACCCGAAUAAUGUCAACUGCGUGUGGACCAUCAAACCAGAGAAGAAUCGUCGAAUCCUCAUCAUCGUGCCGGACAUCGCCCUCAGCGACGACUCCAAAUGCGGGGAUGUGCUCGUCAUGAGAAAAUCCAAGUCGCCCUAUAGUCGGGUCACCUUCGAGACGUGUGGCAGCCUGACCACGCCCACCGCCUUCACUGCUCGCUCCUCCAAGCUGUGGAUACAGUUCAGAUCCGACGGCAACAACACCGCCGGCGGCUUCUCCAUCCCCUUCGUCACCUACAACGAAGAGUAUCAAUCCUUGAUCGAAGACAUUGUGAAGGAUGGACGGCUGUACAGUUCUUACCAGCAUCAGCAGAUCUUUAAGGAUCGUCUGCUGCUGCACGCGCUGCUGGAGGUGAUCGCCACGCCCUACAACUACCUCAAGUACGCCAACGUCUCGCGCUCCAUGUUCCCUCACUCCUUCUUCAAGCUGCUGACACCCAAGGUGCGUCGCUUCUUCUACUCCUGAUGACGCUCCUUCCGCUUACGUCACCAGUCAGCUGGGCUGACGCUUGUGACUGCAGUGAACCGGACGUGACGUCAGCGAGAGACAUCGCACGUGCAUGCGCGCCACAUGUUCUGGGAGAAGGGAUGGGAUUAUUAUUCCUUGGCACGGUGAACAAUUCCUCGUGUCGCGCCGACAAACAGCAGUUUGUGUGUACGUACGUACGUGUGUGUGUGUGUGUGUGUGUGCGAACUCUGUGGACCACGUGAUCGUGCUUGUAGCGCCGAGCAGCCAGACAUCCGCUCACAGACGGAGAACUUCUGGACUAACAUAGACUGUCUGUCGGCGGUAGUGCCAGUCCGACAUGUUUCAUCAAGCUGGAGCCAGGAACGCGGCCACCAGAGAUGGCAGUCACUGCGCAUCAACUGACCUUUGACCCCUUCUAACAGUCUUUGUCACCGCAUCGCCCUUUUCAUCGGUCGUCGCUACUGACGGGAGACGAGAACAAGCACGUGCGUUUCACGACGACGUGAGUCGGACCAUGACCACUUGCAAAGUACUUGAGGAUAAUACGCGAAGCCGUGGUGUAAACAGAGAGGACAACAAUAAACAAAGACACAAGCCACAAACAUAUAAACAAACAAACUAACAGACAAUUUUGUGUGUACUACGGCUGGGCUGUAAUUGCUUUGAGUGUGUAGGGAAGAGCGCAUUAGCUGUGUGUUCAUUGGCUGGACGUUUCUGUGCUUCGUAUUCAUUGGCUGGAUGUUUCGUAAGCCGCAUGUUCAUUGGCUGAACGUUUCUGUACUGUUUACAUGAGCGCCAAAGUUAUGCCAUAAAAACUGUUUACUGAACCGUACCCCACCCCACCCUGCGCCCACCUCCUCUUUGCCCCAGGGGCUGGGGACCAGGAGUGAAUCGUGGCUCCGGGUACGCAUUCAGGGUUUAAACUGUAUUUUUGUUUUUUUUAUUUAUGCUUUUUGGACAGGAGAAGUUGGUAAAUAUCAUCACGUACUGACCACAACAGUGCACAAGCAGUCAGAAAACAGAAGUAUUUGUGCUACAAAAGUGUGGCGGGUGGGCUGGUGACGGGUAGGGUGGGUGUGUGAUCAGCGAUGGGGUAUCACACGACGACAUAGCAUGCUCUGUCCACAGGCCUCUGAUGACCACCCGUCUGUCACGUGCUCCAUCCAGCAUCAGGUACAACUAUGAUGUUUGUUUCCAUGUCAGCAGACAACAUCACACGAGAGUCUUAGUCUCAGCGUUGUUGGCCGCUUAAAGUCGCCUUCACACAGCGCGACAAUCGCUUGACGCGAUGGGUGAGAAGCAGUCUACACCGUUAGCAAGACUUGGGGGAAACUUGCGAGAGAUUUGCCCUGUAAUUUGUUGUGAGGCUUUAGCGAAGCAAAGGUCGGGCAACAAGAGCUAACUAUAUUUAAUUAGACCAGGGGAGAGACGACCAUUUUGGUGGUUUUUGUUUAUUUUUAUUGUGGGUUUUUUGUUUAUUGUUAUUGUUGGUGGAUGCCUCACUUUGUUUGUGUUUUGUUGUUAUUAAUUGUAGCAGAUGGUUGUUCUUGAUCCGGACUUUGACUUUUCUGAUUAUUUGCUAGUUGUUGCAGCAGCUACCACCUCGUGAUGCAGCCUGUCUGUCGUCGUUGUUGUUGUUGCUGCUGUUGUGUGUCCUGCCUGCGACUGGAGCGCCCUCUCGUACAAAUGUGACCGUGUCAUGUGACAAAGUAGUUAUCUGAUUUUUCUUUCGCGUGAUAAGUUGGAAUUUUUUUGUGUCACAAAAACAAUUUUUAUUGGGCACUUUUUUAAAUUUUUUUUUUUAAAUUUUUUUUUUUUACCGAACUAUGUUUAGUUUCGAAAGUCACGUGAGAACUCUUCUGUCUAUUGCGCGGCGUGCACACGGCCCCAAACCAAAGUUUAUGCAGAAUUCACGGCGACCGUCUCCCUCAGACCAGGCUCAGAGAUUUUCACAUACAGACGCACCAACACACACACACCAUGUCAGGCGAGGCAUCAAGUGCACGUCACACAACAACGCACGCACGCGCACUCACUUCGAAACUGAGAUAGGAACUCGCGACAUUUGACUGUCGCUGUCAUGCGCCACCAACCGCCUGGUUUAUCACAUUAACACCUGACAUGUUUACCACGAAUACAA